CUCGUAGAGGCGUAGCGUGUAGGGCAUUAUUUGUGUGAAGUGUAAAAUACUGCCGGUAGAACAUCUAGUACUGUCGCUGAGAGGGCGGGCUCAUUCCCCUAUAAGCCUCUUCACAGGUUGCAUUCACCUGUGAGACUAUCUGAAGUCACACACGUACGGACGGAUUCAUGGUUAAACACAUGAGAGGAACGAUCAACAAAAGGGAAAUAUUGGGAACACUGGUGUGUGCGAGUGAUGAGAUGUCAACUUUAGAGGAUAUUUUUUCCACUAACCAGUGUCCAACUGCUGUCUUUACCUCCAAGGGCACUGAUGUCACUCCAAAUUGUGACCGGGGAGUAUUUAAGAUUGUGAAACAACAUGGUGUGGAGGGUGAAAGGCCAAUGAUUGGCGACAAGGUGUGUGUCCACUACACAGGCAAACUCCUCAAUGGGAAGAAGUUUGACUCCAGUUUUGACCGCAAGGAACCUUUUGUUUUUAAUGUGGGCAAAGGUCAGGUGAUAAAAGGGUGGGACAUUGGUGUUUGUUCCAUGCAGAAAGGAGAAGUGUGCUUGCUGCUCUGUAAGCCUGAAUAUGCAUAUGGUUCAUCUGGAAGCCCCCCUAAGGUCCCUCCCAACGCCACUCUUGUGUUUGAGAUUGAGCUGUUGAGCCUCAGAGGGGAGGAGCUUACAGAGGAUGGUGGAAUCAUUAGGAGAAUAAAGGUCAAAGGUGAAGGCUAUAACAAUCCGAAUGAAGGAGCCACAGUCAAUGUACAUUUGAAGGGGUGGUGCGGAGGUCGUUUAUUUGAGUCUCGAGAUAUCACCUUUGUGGUGAGUGAAUCAGAGGAUGUGGGUGUUCCUUUAGGAGUGGACAGGGCCAUGGAGAAAAUGCAAAAGGGGGAAUGCUGUUUAUUAUACCUAAAACCCAAGUAUGGUUAUGGCAAAGAGGGUAAGACAGAAUAUGACAUCGGAUCAAAUGCAGAACUGCUGUAUGAGGUGACACUUAAAGACUUUGUAAAGGCUAAAGAAUUCUGGGAAAUGGACCUUAAAGAGAAACUUGAGCGUGCUGUUUUUGUCAAACAAAAAGGCACCGAGUAUUUCAAGGCGGGACGAUACAACCAUGCUGUAAUUCAGUACCAACGGAUUGUGACCUGGUUAGAGAUGGAGUGCGGGGCAGGAAAGGAGCAGCUGCAAGCCAUUCAGGCUCUCCUUUUAGUGGCCCAUUUAAAUCUGGCCCUCUGCUACCUGCGCUUGCGCGAGUACUCUCAAACCGUGGAGAACUGUGACAAGGUGAUGGAGCUGGACCCAGAGAAUGAGAAAGCUCUGUAUCGGCGUGGUGAAGCACGUCUAUUGCGGAAUGAGUUCAGCCUGGCCCUUGGAGACUUCAGGCAAGUUCUGCAAGUCAACUCCUUCAACCGCGCUGCCCGGAGCCAGAUCGUCAUAUGCCAGCGCAAGAUUCGGGAGCACCAUGAGCGUGAUAAGAAGGUCUAUGCAAAUAUGUUCCAGAGGUUUGCUGAACACGAUGCCAAGGUGGUCAAAUUAAAAAGGAAGAAAGAAGACAGUGGACUUUCAGAUCAAAAUAAGCAGGGCCUAAAGAGACCUCGUCUAAGUCAGGAUUGCUCCUAAAGUUUAGGAUGCUUCCUGGUGGCUCCAAGUAAGGAGGUCAGGGCUGGGGGAUGGCAGGUCUUUCCUCAUUUGUGCCAUGAGAGAGGCAGUCUGUAGAGGCAUGGAUGAGCCCUCUAUAAACCUUGACCUCUUCAACUCUCGGGAUUCCAAUAAAGGUUUAUGGACACAAAGGUAAUGCAAACCUAAAUGGCAUUCCUACAUAAACAAUAAAAAUAAAACCAAAGCGCACAAUUCUUUGACCACAGGUAAACCUUGACCGUACAAGCCUUGGCUUCAAGAAAGGCAUUCAUCAGCUGCAUUAUGGUUUGAUAUUAUACUGCAUUAUAAACUUGAAUACAACCUAGUACCUUACCAUGUACUGUACAGUAUUCAAUGUAAGUUGCUUGACCCUGCAUAAUCAGAUUAGCAGUUUAAAUUUGCAGUGGUGAGGUGUUUACUGGAGAAUUGAUGUUCUUUUGUAUUAUACAGUAUUUGUAUAAGUGUGUAUGAUAUUUAGAUGCAAGUCACCCUACUGAAUAGCUGGACUUAGAAGUGCAAUCCUACCGCUGGGAAAAUCUAUUUCGCGACUCUUCCAGAUGAAUCCUGGGAGGUUAAAAGUCGCAGCAGCCCCCAAUGCUUUUGAAAGAUAGGACUAUUUCUAAUAACAGUCCUCUUGAAACCCACUUGUUUAUUUGAUUGAAUACUAACUUGUGGGGUUUGCAUGAUUUUCACAUUGUUCCCCAUGUUUUAGACGGUUGAAAUAGUAAUAAUAAUAAUAAAAAAAUUGUUUAACAA
Molecule: messenger RNA, 2375 nt
Organism: Xyrauchen texanus (razorback sucker)
Lineage: Eukaryota; Metazoa; Chordata; Actinopteri; Cypriniformes; Catostomidae
Product: peptidyl-prolyl cis-trans isomerase FKBP5-like
Exons: 11
Coding region: 168-1601 (477 amino acids)
Molecular function (GO): protein binding; peptidyl-prolyl cis-trans isomerase activity
Source: RefSeq, a predicted model, not a curated record